UAAUUAAAAGGACAAUGAAAGAUUAAGAAAAUGUUUGGGUGUAUGUAAAUAUUUGGUUUACUGUCACAUUACACAAAUAAAAAAAAGCAACACCUCAUAAGGAUGUUCAUCAUCAUCAUCAUCAUGCUUGAAAAGUGACCAAAAAAUUCUUAGCAAAAUAGUUCCUGUGAAACUUACUGUUGAUAAACUAAUUCAUUAAUCAACUCAUUGAUUCAGCUCUGGACCUUUCUUUUAACCUUGUGUAUUGGAUUUUUGUUGUUUUUGUUUUGUUUCUGUUUUGAUGGUGUCUCCAGGUUCUGAGACGUGAGCUGCAGGCCCAGCAGAGGGUCCACGUCACGUUCACAGCCCAGCUCAGACAGUGCACCAGAUUAUUGUCCAAGCUUUAUGAUAACAACCCGCCAUCCUGUGAACUACACCGGCAAAAGUAUAGCUUCUUUUGUUUCACAAACAACAAGUAGAAUGGAGUAAACUCCUCCUCCUGUAUUUGUAAUCUGUUGUCUAACAUCUUCAGCUCGAUCCAGAGGCUAACAUCCCUGGUGGAUGAGAUGGAAGAGCUGGUGUCAGCAGAGUGCCAGCGUCAGGGGGCCUGGGGGUUGUUGGGUGAGGGUACAGGGGCACAGCUGCUCUGCCCUGACACUGGAACUGUGAUGACCAAGGAUCACAUCUUUGGUCCCGAUGGGUCCCUGCGUCCCUGUCAGGCACUUCACUGUGAUUCAGUCACAGGUCUCAUAAGGCCGAAUGCUCACAGCCACAUGCUGCUAAGCAGCGGCCACACGAUGGCAGUGCCACCUGAUUUUUUCCUCCACCCACAGACUGGCAGAGUUAUGCCCAUUGCUGGCAAUGUGGCCUAUGAUCCUGCAAGCUCUACUUUAGUGUUCACGACUGACUCAUGUACAGGGGACACCAGGAAGUGGGACAGUCCCCUCCUUCCUUUCAUUCCUUACCCAACCUCUCGUCACUCAGACCAGCCUCUGCCCAGCACUUGUCUUAGAGGCCUGAGACCGAGCCAGAGACUGCAGCUGGGUGUUCCCAUGGCAGACCCAGACACAGGUGUCCCAGUGCCCAUUCUGGCUGUGACCAUCCACCCCCAGACGGGUCUAGUCUAUCCACUAGGUGGGGUGCAUGUCUGUCCCCUCACGCGUCUGUCCCAGCCCAUACAGAUUGGUUAUCCCAUGCUGGAUUCCAGGACGGGCAAUAUUGUGCUCACUGUUGGGGUCAGUCUAGAUCCGAUAACAGGAGCUGUGCUGCCAGUAGGUGGAGUUCUGCUGGCCGAGUCCAUCAUUGAACCUCUGAGUGGGCGGAUGGUGAGAGUGGGAGGGGCCAGCAUGAGGGCCGGGCAGCUGCUGCCUAAUGCAGGAGGAUACCAGGCUCUCUUAGAUUGCAAGGUGCUGUUGGAUGUAUCCAAAGAUAAUGUAUUAUUGAAUUUAAAGAUGUUAAUUCAUUUAAUAUCUCCAUUCCAUUCUGGAAGCAUGAUACAUGUACUGCAUUUGAAAUAUGAAGAAACAAUUUUUUUCUUAUUGAGAGUUUUUGUCUCAAUUAGGUUCUUGCAAUAA
Molecule: messenger RNA, 1553 nt
Organism: Scatophagus argus
Lineage: Eukaryota; Metazoa; Chordata; Actinopteri; Scatophagidae
Exons: 4
Coding region: 546-1553 (335 amino acids)
Source: RefSeq, a predicted model, not a curated record